Paramuricea clavata is the source of this 237-nucleotide messenger RNA. NCBI's taxonomy places the organism in Eukaryota, Metazoa, Cnidaria, Anthozoa, Malacalcyonacea, Plexauridae. The record is from the annotation of a GenBank genome assembly.
AUGAAUAUUAUUACAAAGAUUAUCGAUAGUUUGAAAGGAGUGUAUGCCAUGACUGAGAACAAUGAAGAGACUAAUACAGAAAAAAAUAUAUUAGACAAAGAGUUAGAGGACAUUGGAUAUUCAGUUGAUGUAAAUAUUGAAGGAGCAGAAAAACAUAUAGAAGAGGGAAUUAAUGCAGGGAAGACCGAGUCAGUAUUGCUUUCACUUAAAUCACAUGUUAGUGUGGAAAAAGAUCCA